Paramacrobiotus metropolitanus is the source of this 4274-nucleotide messenger RNA. Its product is annotated as calcium-transporting ATPase sarcoplasmic/endoplasmic reticulum type-like. NCBI's taxonomy places the organism in Eukaryota, Metazoa, Tardigrada, Eutardigrada, Parachela, Macrobiotidae. The record is from RefSeq and is a predicted model, not a curated record. The coding region runs from base 445 to 3480 and encodes 1011 amino acids. Gene Ontology annotation, cellular component: membrane. The transcript is spliced from 18 exons. Gene Ontology annotation, molecular function: ATP binding; P-type calcium transporter activity; ATP hydrolysis activity. Gene Ontology annotation, biological process: intracellular calcium ion homeostasis; calcium ion transmembrane transport.
ACAGCCUGAGCCAGCCUAUUGCACAGUCACCGCGUAGUGCACAACAGCUUUCAUGUGGACGAUUAUGUGAUUCCUGCUAUUUCCAUCUUAUACAUCCUUCACCAGCUCGGAUGUGUUUUUUGCUGUACUCCUUCAACAUCGGGGAUCGGACUAUCAUUUAGACAGCUGAUUUUUCUAUCAUCCCACUGGGAUUGAGAUUUAUAUUCAUCUCAUAAAAGGGAAUCUCUUUAACCCGGAAAUCGACCAUCGUGGGAUUAUUGUGGACUGGCGUCCACGCAGUGUGUCAUUGAUCACCGGCAGCAGCAGUCUCCGUUGAUUCCCGGGGAGUACACAGACCGUGGAGCAAUAACCCCUCCAUCGAUCCGCAGGAGGAGCGGCGCGGCGUGUGUGUCCUCUAUUUAAUCUUUUUUAUCCUUAUCUCUCCUUCCCCCCUCUCGCGUUACGAUGGAGAACGCCCAUGCGAAAUCACCCGAGGAGGUGAUCAGGUAUUUUGGUGUGGAUCCCGAAAAUGGUCUUUCCGAUAAUCAAGUCAGAGACAACCAGCAGAAAUAUGGCCUUAAUGAACUCCCCGCUGAAGAAUCUAAACCCUUAUGGGCCCUUAUUUUGGAACAAUUCGACGAUUUAUUAGUCAAGAUUCUCUUGCUCGCGGCUAUCAUUUCCUUUGUUCUCGCCCUUUUUGAAGAACAUGAUGAUCAAGUAACGGCAUUUGUGGAGCCCUUCGUGAUUUUGCUUAUUCUUAUUGCUAAUGCAGUCGUCGGAGUGUGGCAGGAAAGGAACGCCGAAAGCGCCAUUGAAGCGCUGAAGGAGUAUGAGCCAGAAAUUGCCAAAGUCAUUCGAUCGGAUAAGCACGGUAUCCAAAGAAUACGAGCCAACCAAAUUGUACCGGGUGAUUUGGUUGAAGUCAGUGUUGGUGACAAGAUUCCCGCAGACAUUCGUCUCACGAAAAUUUUUUCCACUACUCUCCGUAUUGAUCAGUCAAUCCUGACCGGAGAGUCGGUGUCGGUUAUUAAAUUCUGUGAUACUGUGCCGGAUGAGCGGGCGGUCAACCAGGAUAAGAAGAACGUUUUGUUCUCGGGUACCAAUGUGGCGUCGGGUAAGGCUCGUGGUAUUGUCAUCGGCACCGGUCUCAACACGGAAAUCGGUAAAAUCCGCACGGAGAUGGUCCAGACGGAGACGGAAGCCACCCCGCUGCAGCAGAAGCUGGAUGAGUUCGGUGAACAGCUGUCGAAAGUCAUCACCAUCAUCUGUAUCGCCGUGUGGGCCAUCAACAUCGGCCAUUUCAACGAUCCCAUCCACGGCGGUUCGUGGCUGAAGGGCGCCAUCUACUACUUCAAGAUCGCCGUCGCGCUGGCUGUGGCCGCCAUCCCCGAAGGUCUGCCCGCCGUCAUCACCACCUGUCUGGCGCUGGGCACCCGCCGCAUGGCCAAGAAGAACGCCAUUGUCCGCUCGCUGCCGUCCGUGGAGACACUGGGCUGCACGUCCGUCAUCUGCUCGGAUAAGACCGGCACCCUGACCACCAACCAGAUGUCCGUCAGCCGGAUGUUCUUCAUUGAACAGCGCGAGGGCGGUGGAAUCGGCCUGCAUGAGUUUGAGAUCUCGGGAUCGACGUACGAGCCUGUCGGAGAGAUUAAGGACAGCAGUGGACGCCGCGUGAAGGGAACGGAGUAUGAGAAUCUGGUGGAAAUGGCCACCAUCUGCGCCAUGUGCAAUGACUCCAGUGUGGAUUACAACGAGACCAAGCACAUCUACGAAAAAGUUGGUGAAGCCACUGAGACGGCACUGAUCGUCUUGGCGGAGAAGAUCAACCCCUUCAACACCGAGAAGAACGGCCUGAGCAAGCGCGAUCUGGGUAUUGCAGCCAACCGUAGCAUUCAGGGCAUGUGGAAGAAGGAUUAUACGCUGGAGUUUUCUCGCGACCGCAAGUCCAUGAGCUCGUACUGCUCGCCCACCAAGGGAAGCAAAUUCCCCGGUGGAGGUGGCGCCAAGAUGUUCUGCAAGGGUGCUCCGGAAGGUGUCCUGGAUCGGUGCACACACGUCCGUGUCGGCAACACCAAGAUCCCCCUGACUCCGCAGCUGAAGGCCAAGAUCUUCGAGAAGACCCGCGAAUAUGGUACCGGACGCGAUACCCUGCGUUGUCUGGCCCUGGCCACCGUCGAUGAGCCGAUGAAUCCCAGCCAAAUGAACCUGGAAGACUCCACCCUCUUCUACAAAUACGAGACCAACAUGACGCUGGUGGGUGUCGUGGGCAUGUUGGAUCCGCCCCGCAAGGAAGUCUUCGAUGCCAUCCAGAAGUGCCGCGGUGCCGGUAUCCGUGUGAUUGUCAUUACGGGUGAUAACAAGGGAACGGCUGAGGCUAUCUGCCGACGCAUCGGUGUCUUCGGCGAGAACGAAUCCACAGAAGGAAUGUCCUACACCGGUCGUGAAUUCGAUGAUUUGAGCGUCCACGAACAGCAGAAUGCCGUCCUGCGUGCCCGAUUGUUCUCCCGCGUGGAACCGGCCCAUAAGAGUAAGAUCGUGGAAUUUCUGCAGGCGGCUGGUGAAAUCACGGCUAUGACGGGUGAUGGUGUAAACGAUGCGCCCGCGUUGAAGAAGGCCGAAAUUGGUAUUGCCAUGGGUUCGGGAACGGCGGUGGCCAAGAGCGCUUCAGAGAUGGUGUUGGCCGACGACAACUUCUCGUCCAUUGUAUCCGCUGUGGAAGAGGGCCGUGCUAUCUAUAACAACAUGAAGCAGUUCAUUCGAUAUCUGAUCUCUUCCAACAUCGGUGAAGUCGUCAGUAUUUUCUUGACGGCCGCUUUGGGUAUGCCGGAAGCCUUGAUUCCCGUGCAGCUUCUGUGGGUCAACCUGGUGACUGACGGUCUCCCUGCCACCGCCCUGGGCUUCAACGCACCCGAUCUGGACAUCAUGGACAAGCCGCCGCGCAGCUCCAAGGAAAGCCUGAUUUCCGGCUGGUUGUUCUUCCGCUACAUGGCCAUCGGUGGAUAUGUCGGCGCGGGAACAGUGGGAGCGGCUGCCUGGUGGUUCAUGAUUUCGCCCACCGGACCGCAAAUGUCUUAUUAUCAGUUGACGCAUCAUUUGGCCUGUGCCAACGAACCCGAGAACUUCCGUGGAAUGGACUGCGAUGUGUUUGAGGAUCCCCAUCCGAUGACGAUGGCUUUGUCCGUGCUGGUCAGCAUUGAAAUGUUGAACGCCAUGAACAGUCUGUCGGAAAAUCAGUCUUUGAUACAAAUGCCACCGUGGACCAAUCCGUGGUUGAUCGGUGCAAUGGGAUUAUCCAUGACUCUGCAUUUCGUUAUUCUCUACAUCGACGUCUUGGCGAACGUGUUCCAAGUGUGCCCACUGACCGUUACGGAAUGGAUAGCCGUGAUAAAAAUCUCCAUCCCGGUGGUGCUGCUGGAUGAGACGCUGAAGUUUGUAGCGCGGAAGAUCGGCGAGGGUCCCAAAUUUAGGGAGCAUCUGCAUGAUAAGGACAAAAACUUGUGAUAAAUUAAGUGUGUGUUUCUGCAUGUUUAACAAAAACUUGACAAUGGGUGGCGGCAAGAAGAAAGUCGAAGCCAAAAAUCAUUAAGCGCAGCGCUGUUAUAUUUUACACGCGAUCCUGUGUCAUUUUUGUUGCAAAUUAUUCGGCAUAAUCAAAUCCCUCCUCGAUGAUGCAACCAUACCCUCUUUGCAAACCUGAUCUGAUGUUGGAAAAUUAUAUAUGUAUCGUCCAUAAAAAACCACGCCAAAAAACCUGGAAAAAAAUGGAGAAUUUGUAUCCGAUGUUAAAUCUCCCUUGUGCUAUGUUUUCGAACUGUUGUUUCGUUAUCUUCCCGGCGGCGCGCCCAAACCACGGUGGAUUAUCAUCAUGCGGAAUGAGUUUUUCGUUGUGAUUCUGUUUUUUUUUCUUCGGCGGAAACAGAUCGUCCGAGCUGUUGUCCGCGGUAGCGUUGCGUUUUUCCACUGUGUGCCUCGGCUGUUUUAUUUAAAUAAUGUUAAUAUUAUUAUUAUUAGUGUUAGAUACUGUACCGGCUCUGUUGAAUGAUAACCACCGGAAGUGCUUCCAUUUGGUGCCUUAGUUAAUACUGCAGUAGCGUGGUGAAAUGUAUAGUGCUGCUCUUAUAUGCUCCCGGUUUGUUCUUUAGUUUUGUUGGGUUUAAAUGGGUUCUACAAAAAUAUAUACGUGCCUUUAUUACGUGCUGUUGUAACAUGACCAGCCUGUUAAUUUAUACUGUGAGUCGGCUAGUCAGUAGUUUAUCUGACGGUUAGGUUUAGUUGGCAAUAAAGCUAGAAAACUG